UGUUUCCGGGAGCGCGGACGCGUGCAUGAGCAGAGGGGUGUCGGGAGCGCGCAUUGUGGCUCUGUGAACUGCAGCUCUUCGUCUCGUGCAUAAGCUUUCCUGCGCACUCCUGUACUAGGAACUGAGCAAGGAUAGAAAAAAAUGGAUAGAGUUCUGGGACUUGCCAUUGUGUGGAGUAUCUUGUGCGAUGGAUCUGUGUGGGGGAAAUACGUCAAGGGUGUCGUGAACACCAAAGAGGACUGGGUGUUUCUGACGAGGUUUUGUUUCCUCACUGAUUUUGGCAGACUGGACUUCAAGUUCCGUUACCCAAAGUCACGCUGCUGUCAGAACAUAUUGCUGUACUUUGAUGAAAGCUCGCAGUGGCCAGCUGUAUACAAGAGGCCAGACAAGGACUGCUAUCAGAAAGAGGCAGUCCUGAGGCCAGAAAACAACCAAGUCAUUAACCUUACCACCCGAUACACCUGGUCUGGAUGUGUGGUUGAAGAAGAGGAUGAUGAAGAAGUCCUCAGCUGUGUCGGAGGGCGUAGCUUUCGUUCAGUCAGAGAGAGAUGGUGGUAUAUUGUGCUCAGCAAGUGUGGGGGCGGAGGGUUACAGCUGGAGUAUGAGAUGAAGCUAACUAAUGGCCAGUCUUUCUGGAAACAACAUUUUUCUGCAGACGAGUUUGGAAUUCUGGAAACAGACAUCACCUUCUUGGUUAUAUUUGCCAGUGUAUUUUCUCUCUCCUGCUAUUUUGCAUAUAACCUGAAAGGAAGGCAGCUACUCCAUACCACAUAUAAGAUGUUUAUGACUGCAGCUGGAGUCGAGGUUCUCAGUUUGCUCUUCUUUUGUAUCUAUUGGGGCCUGUAUGCCAGAGAUGGAGUUGGAAAUGGGUGUCUAAAGAUACUCGGAAAAUUACUCUUCUCUGUUAGUUUCCUGAUCUUCCUCCUGAUGCUGAUUCUCUUGGGGAAAGGCUUCACUGUCACAAGAGCAAGAAUAAGUCACAGUGGCUCUAUCAAGCUAUCUAUCUACAUGACCAUCUAUACAAUUACCUACAUCAUCCUCUUCAUAUAUGAAGCUGAGUUUUUUGACCCAGGUGAAGUACUAUAUGCUUAUGACAGUCCCGCUGGAUAUGGGCUGAUGGGCCUCCAGCUGCUGGCAUAUGUGUGGUUCUGCUAUGCUGUGCUGGUGUCUCUUAAGCAUUACCCAGAGAAACAGCCAUUCUACAUCCCUUUCUUUGCUGCAUACACUCUCUGGUUUUUCGCUGUACCAGUCAUGGCUCUUAUUGCGAACUUUGGCAUAUCUCGAUGGGCCCGGGAGAAGAUUGUCAAUGGUAUUCAGCUCGGCAUCCACCUCUAUGCCCACACUGUCUUUUUAAUCAUCACACGUCCAUCAGCAGCUAAUAAGAAUUUCCCUUAUCAUGUGCGAACAUCACAAAUUGGUAUACUACUGUCGAGCCCUAAAGAGAUGGGGGCAGAAAGUUUCCCUCAUCAUGCGUACGGGAACAGCACCUUCUUGGGAGACUCUCAGCCUAACUUCACUGAACUCUUCUCCAUCCAGUCAGUCUCUGUGAAAAAUAUAAAUGAGGCCAUGGGAUGGAAGGGACAAGAUAUGGCUUUGAACACUGAGCAAAAGAUCAUCACCACAUCAUCACCGGUCGACUUUUCAACAACAUUUACUUCUGCUAUGCCAACGACCAGCUCUGCUCUCUCACCUCCUCCAAGGCUAUCCUCUCAUUUUACUGAAUAUUUCAGCAUGCAGGGCAGAACAGUCUCUCAAGCGUAGUGAAGUAGACUUAGGUCUUUGGGAUCAUCCCAAAGUCAGCUUUGCAGUGAUUUGGGGAAAAACAGAAUAUUACAUUUGACUUUCUGCAAAGAGGAUGCGCACCAUGAUUUGCAGAAGAGCUAUUAGGAGGAGAUAUGAAGUGCUAAAUAAAAAGCAAUAAAUAUUUCAGCCAGAUUAAGGUGACUCCUGAGAGGACAUUUUGGUUGUACAUAGCACAGUAUAAUACGAAUGUAAGAUAUUCAGUAUGCAGAGUUUUAAGAUACAGAUAUUUUAUGUGUAAAUGUAUAGAAGUGUAAGAUUUUUUAAGUGUAAAAAGUUUUUUUUUUGUUUACAUACAUAUUUUCCAAGUGGUGCUGUUAAUAUUUGCAUUUUCAUGCCAUUUUGUUUGAACUGAAAUGGAGUAUUCAGUACUCCAAAGGCAACAAUUCAUUGAAUAAUCUCAUGUUUCAGUGUGUUUGUUGUACAUUAUAGACACUAAAUGGAUCUUUUAUGAAAAAUUGCCUACAUGGGAUUAACAUAGGUAAUAAGAACUUCUUAGAAAGGGGAAGAAAUACAUUCUCUAGUUCAAUACCUGCAAUAAUUGCCUUUAGUAUUUUUAAUGCAUGUUGCUUAUAAACUACAGUAAAUCCUAAAUUCAUUUUAGUUUUGCUUUGGUGCACCAGGAGCAAGUUGCCCUGCCUUGUCUACUAUUAGUUCAAAUCCUUAGGCAAGAAAUGGCAAACUAGGAAUAAUAAAAACAAUCUAGGCACAUCAUUAUGAAGGCAGUUUAAAAGUAUUAAUUAAUUCAGUAUUUUAAUAGGGUACAGUAAAUUUGUGGAUGUCCAUUUUUUUUGCCUUCUGUAAUAGAAGUUAUAUUUACUGCAUGUCAGACAAUUCAACACACGGUUAUUGGUGAAGUUAUUUGGCAUAGUCAAGUAACUCUCCUUUAACUGAGACUAUGGCACAUUUUAUGUUUCACAGCAGAUUUUAAUAAAAAAAAUUAUUUAUGUA
Pangasianodon hypophthalmus (striped catfish) is the source of this 2751-nucleotide messenger RNA. It is a transcript of the gene tmem145, whose product is annotated as transmembrane protein 145. Gene Ontology annotation, biological process: G protein-coupled receptor signaling pathway; response to pheromone. Bases 142 to 1761 code for a protein of 539 amino acids. The record is from RefSeq and is a predicted model, not a curated record. The transcript has 15 exons. NCBI's taxonomy places the organism in Eukaryota, Metazoa, Chordata, Actinopteri, Siluriformes, Pangasiidae.